Heterocephalus glaber (naked mole-rat) is the source of this 2435-nucleotide messenger RNA. The record is from RefSeq and is a predicted model, not a curated record. NCBI's taxonomy places the organism in Eukaryota, Metazoa, Chordata, Mammalia, Rodentia, Bathyergidae.
CCAGGCGCCGAAGAGGCCGCGCCCCGGCCGUCGCCCGAGCCCGACGACGCGGCCGCCGCGCUGCGCUUGGCGCUGGAUCAGCUGUCGGCGCUGGGGCUCGGGCGUGCGGGGGCCCCGGGCACCGACGGCGCGGACGGCGGGGAGCCCGAGCCCGCGCCCCCCGACGGGUGCGAGGCACUGCCGCGGGUGGAGCCGGACGGGAGCCCCCCCGCGCCGCCGCCGCCCGCGCCCGACGUGUUCGCGGGCUUCGCCCCGCACCCCGCCGCCCUGGGUGCCCCGGCGCUGCUGGCUGAGCCGCUGAGCGUGAUCGGCAGCCGAAAGAAGAGCGUGAACAUGACCGAGUGCGUGCCGGUACCGAGCUCCGAGCACGUCGCCGAGAUCGUGGGGCGCCAGGGCUGCAAGAUCAAGGCCCUUCGCGCCAAGACCAACACAUACAUCAAGACUCCGGUGCGCGGGGAGGAGCCGGUGUUCAUCGUGACCGGCCGCAAAGAGGAUGUGGAGAUGGCCAAGCGGGAGAUCCUGUCGGCCGCCGAGCACUUCUCCCUGAUCCGGGCCUCUCGCGGCAAGGCAGGUGGACUGCCGGGUGCCGCCCCAGGGCCCCCCAACCUGCCGGGACAGACCACCAUCCAGGUGCGCGUGCCCUACCGUGUGGUGGGCUUGGUGGUGGGGCCCAAGGGCGCCACCAUCAAGCGCAUCCAGCAGCGGACACACACCUACAUCGUGACACCCGGGCGUGACAAGGAGCCCGUGUUCGCGGUGACGGGGAUGCCCGAGAACGUGGACCGCGCUCGCGAGGAGAUCGAGGCGCACAUCACGCUGCGCACGGGUGCCUUCACGGACUCGGGCCCGGACAGCGACUUCCACGCCAAUGGCACCGACGUCUGCCUAGACCUGCUGGGCGCCACCGCCGGACUCUGGGCUAAGGCCCCUCACCCGGGGCGGCGGCCCCCCGCAGCCACAGCCACUGGCGGGCUCCGCGGAGACAAUGCCCUGGGCGCACCCGACGCCUUUUACGCAGGCGGCCGAGUGGGGCCACCAGGGCCAGACCCGGGCCCCGCCAGCCCCUACAGCAGCUCCGGCAAUGGGGGUUUCACGUUCGCCGGGGAUAGCACGGGGACUCCCGCGCCCGAGGACUGCGACUUUGGGUUUGACUUCCUGGCCCUUGACCUCACUGUGCCCACCGCGGCCACCAUCUGGGCACCUUUCGAGCGCGCCCCGCCCCCCCUGCCCACCUUCAGUGGCUGUGCAGCCGUCAACGGGACCCCCGGGCCACCUCCGGCGGGGGCGCGGCGAGGCAGCGGGACGGCCACCCCUCGCCACUCGCCCACGCUGCCCGAGCCCGGCACUGGCAGUGGCCUGGGCCUGGAGCUCCCUCUGGCACGCAGGGGCGCCCCGGACCCAGUGUGCACGCUCCCUUGGCGACCCCCACAUGGCACCCUGCCGCCCUUUUCCAGUGGCACUGGCUUCUCUGCACCCACCUCGCUGGACGCGAGCGCUUCCGAUGGCAACCGCAAGUCCUCAGGGACAACCUCUGCACCCUCGGCGCCCGCAGUCCCCGGCCCGCCCACCGCCGCCCUGGCCCGCGAGUGCGUGGUGUGCACCGAGGGCGAGGCCAUGGCUGCGCUGGUCCCCUGCGGCCACAACCUCUUCUGCAUGGACUGCGCCGUCCGCAUCUGUGGCCGCAGCCAGCCUGAGUGUCCUGCCUGCCGCACACCAGCCACGCAGGCCAUUCGCGUGGGGGCGGUCAGCCAGCGGCCCAGCUGUGACACCUCAGUUCCUGACAAGUGACAGUACUGAGUGGACAGGUUCAAAUAAACAGAGAAGAGGUCUCCUUGCACUUUCUACUUAGGGCCCUCCCUCUCCCAGGGUGACCUUAAAAACAGAAAUGAAAAAACCCAUGAUUUUUACAACUUUAUCGUCUUCCCUUUGUGUGUGGCUGCUUCAGAUUUGACAGUGUGUUCUUGCCCGCCGGUUUCAGAUGACCCCAACACUUCAGAAAGAAGGGUGGCGUUUUUAACUCUUUUGGGGUUCGUGUUUACCGUUUUGUACACAGCUACCCAUGGCCCCCCGGGAGGCAGGGGGUGGGGUCCUGGGCUCCUGAACACAGAUUUCUCUUUUUUCUCCCUAAUUAUGAAUCCCCUUCCUGCUGUGCUUUGGUUGUCUUUUUUAAAAAAUUUUUUAAAAGUGUUUUUUUUUAAACUUUUACUUUUUACCUCUUGUGUAUAUGUAGGGAAUUUAUAGGGAAAUGUGUACUUUAUGGAAUAAAUUUUAAGAACUAAAAUAUAUUUUAUUUUAAAUAAAAGUAAUGGACCUUUAAUCUUCCACAGCUAAAUUACUGAUUAUAUAUUUGCUGAGCUGAUUUAAAGGUUAAAAAAUUGUAUCAAGAGUUUUAUUUUUUGACUUCAAAGCCUUCUUAAUAAAGUCUUUUUAUUACA